CACCCUGAGGCCUCAGCAGCCCUAACCUGCUUUCCUCUUCUCCCCUGGCGGCGGCGCUCCUCGUCUCCGAGGAACCUCCGCCCCCUCGCCCGCCACCGCCGAGGCAGCUCGCCGUCCUCCGCUCCGCCGGACCGGCGCGGGGGCGCGCGGAGAUCGGACCCGGCCUGGAGCGACUACUUCCUCUCCCCGGAAACUCAGCACCAAACACUUUACUGUCAAACAAACCAUCCAUCGAUCUGCAAUGGAAGCCAAGUUCUUCCGGUUUCUGAAGCUCGUGGGGGUCGGUUUCAAGGCGAGGUCAGAGAGCCAAGGCCGUGAGCUGUUCCUGAAACUGGGCUACAGCCACGAGGUGCAGUUCACCGCCCCGCCCGCCGUCCGCGUCUUCUGCUUCAAGCCCAACAUAAUCUGCUGCACCGGCAUCGACAAGGACAGGGUUCACCAGUUUGCCGGCGCCGUCCGGAGCUGCAAACCCCCAGAGGUGUACAAGGGGAAGGGCAUACUGUACAUCGACGAGGUCAUCAAGCUGAAGCCUGGGAAGAAGCAAAAGAAGUGACAGCCAGGAAGGUGUUAGAACUUUAUAUUUGGCUUUUAACCUCUUGAGAUCGGUUCUGCUGCGCAUUUGUAGCCAUGCGGAUUUGAUGUGAUUUCUUGUGCUAGGCAGAACAGCAUUGUCCCAGACUUGCCUCUGUAGUGUCAGGCAAUGCAUGUACGCGAGGCGUGUAAUGGAGUUGUAUGCCCAUGAAUAGGAAUAAGUUGCCAGUUAAAAUUUUGUUGAUGUCAAGCUGGAACCUUACUCUGAGUUUGGAUUUCUGUCAUAUUGGAAUGUUUCCUUCCAAAAUUCAUUCAUUGUAGAGGUUCCAAACUAA
Messenger RNA from Panicum hallii, 866 nucleotides. Its product is annotated as 60S ribosomal protein L6, mitochondrial-like. Lineage: Eukaryota; Viridiplantae; Streptophyta; Magnoliopsida; Poales; Poaceae. Gene Ontology annotation, molecular function: rRNA binding; structural constituent of ribosome. The transcript has 2 exons. Gene Ontology annotation, cellular component: ribosome. The record is from RefSeq and is a predicted model, not a curated record. Gene Ontology annotation, biological process: translation. The coding region runs from base 242 to 553 and encodes 103 amino acids.